Messenger RNA from Desarmillaria tabescens, 1130 nucleotides. Its product is annotated as NADP-dependent oxidoreductase domain-containing protein. Lineage: Eukaryota; Fungi; Basidiomycota; Agaricomycetes; Agaricales; Physalacriaceae. The transcript has 12 exons. The record is from RefSeq and is a predicted model, not a curated record. Bases 1 to 963 code for a protein of 320 amino acids.
AUGCCUCAAAGCAACAACUUUGUAUUUGACGAGGGUCAUAAGGAUAUCAUCAAAACGGCAUUCGAUAACGGGAUCAACAUGAUCGAUACUGCAGAAGCCUAUGCAAAGGGACAAUCGGAAGUGGAGAUCGGACGCGUCAUCAAGGAGCUCGAUAUCCGGCGGUCUGACCUGGUGAUUACCACGAAACUGUUCUGGGGUCUACGGACGGGGCCAAACGAUGGCGGAUUUAUCAUCGAAGGGACCCAAGAAGCACUUGCCCGUCUUCAGAUGAACUACGUAGAUGUAAUCUUUGCUCAUAGGUGUGACGUCAAUGUACCGAUGGAGGAGAUUGUUAGGGCAUUCAACUUUGUGAUCGAGAAAGGCUGGGCCUUCUAUUGGGCUACAUCAGAAUGGUCCGCUCGUGAGAUUGAAGAAGCGCAUCACGUCGCUUCUCGUUUGAAUCUUAUCGCUCCCGUUGCCGAGCAGUGCCAGCACAACAUGUUCCACCGAGAGCAAGCAGAGAAAGAAUACGCACCGUUGUACAAGAAAUACGGUCUUGGAACGACUGCCUUUUCCGUUUUGGCAAGUGGAGUGUUGACUGGGAAAUACAAUGAUGGUAUCCCUCCAGGUACGCGCCUAUCCAACCCAGAGAAUGGAUUGGAUUAUAUGGUCAAGGCUCUCGACACUCCCGAGGGGAAAGAGAAAAUCCAGAAAGUCCGUGAACUCACACAGUUCGCUCAGGAGGAAUUGCAAACGACCCCAGCUGCCCUUGCACUUGCCUGGGUGGCACGGAACCCGAAUACGUCUACGGUGAUUUUAGGCGCCUCGCGACCUGAGCAGGUGCUGGAGAACCUGAAGGCACUCGAGGUUCUGCCCAAGCUCACAGAGGAUAUUAUGUGCAAGAUCGAGGAGAUUUUGAAUAACAAGCCUGCGCCGCUGCCUACGUACGGGCGUCCGCCAUUGGAUAAGUUUGGGAGGAAUUAGAACUGAUCUUCGAUGUGAAAGUCUUCUGGUAUAUGACGUCAAGUCGCAAAGCUUCUGUAAUAUUUCAGGUUCACCUUGUACUUUUGAAAUGCUUGCGCUGCCAUAGGACGGUCAGAUGCGGUUGCAAUGGACAUCCGGACCGACCGGCACGACAACUUGAUCCCUUA